Messenger RNA from Talaromyces rugulosus, 1467 nucleotides. RefSeq lists its product as uncharacterized. The transcript has 3 exons. The record is from RefSeq and is a predicted model, not a curated record. The coding region runs from base 1 to 1467 and encodes 488 amino acids. Lineage: Eukaryota; Fungi; Ascomycota; Eurotiomycetes; Eurotiales; Trichocomaceae.
AUGCCGCGCGUUCCAUUCAUUGGCAGGCUUUUCUGGGCCGAGUACCUUGCUCUCUUUACAUCGCUAUUGUUGAUUUUUGUCGAGGGAGUUCUGCGCCUGAUCACACUAUGUCUUCCCGAUGCUAUCAUUCGGUUCUGUUAUCGACAAUCCAAAUCCAUAUUCAACACGUUAUCCUCUCCUCAGAAUAGGAGCACAAGGAGGCCUGGAAACAAGCAGAGGACUCUGGCAGAGUCCAUAGCCCAGACCACCGAUUUCUCGGAGCUAUGCGAACUAUACGGCUACGAAACUGAGGAACACAUUGUUCAGACAGGGGAUGGCUAUCUCCUUGGUCUUCAUCGCCUCCCUUAUCGCCGAGGGGAAGAAGAAGAACACGUCAACACAGGGAAGAGUGGCGUCCGCAAGAAAGUCGUCUACCUUCACCAUGGUCUGUUAAUGAAUAGUGAAGUGUGGGUUUGCCUUACAGAUGAGCAGCGGUGCCUACCUUUUCAGCUUGUUGAAAGAGGCUAUGACGUUUGGCUGGGCAACAACCGUGGUAACAAGUAUUCCAAAAAGUCCACCAAAUCUUCACCGGCAUCUGCCGAUUUCUGGGACUUUUCCAUUGACGAAUUUGCAUUUCAUGAUAUCCCGAACAGCAUUGAAUAUAUUUUGGGCGUUACCGAGCAGCCAUCUCUAUCAUAUGUCGGAUUCUCUCAGGGUACAGCACAGGCAUUUGCAGCCUUAUCCAUUCAUCCGACUUUGAACCAGAGAGUCGAUGUCUUUGUUGCCCUAGCCCCAGCCAUGUCACCCGCAGGUUUGUAUAACGGCAUUGUGGACUCGCUCAUGAAAGCUUCCCCGCAAGUUGUUUUCCUAGCAUUUGGACGCAAAAGCAUCCUGAGUUCAACGACAAUGUGGCAGUCUAUUUUUUACCCUCCUAUCUUUGUACGAAUUAUCGACAUCUCGCUGAGAACGCUCUUCAACUGGACUGGCGAGAAUAUUAGCCAGUCGCAGAAACUGGCAGCUUAUCCGCAUUUAUAUUCAUUUACCAGCACAAAGUCUGUUGUCCACUGGUUUCAGAUCAUUCGCAACAGAGCUUUUCAAAUGUACGACGACGAAGUCGGCGGGCCGUUAGCUGUCGGCACCAACAGUCGCUACUAUAAGCCAGUGAGAUAUCCAACGAAGAAUAUCAAAUCACCAAUCGUGCUCCUCUACGGGGGCAGCGAUAGUCUGGUUGAUAUUGGCGUCAUGCUUCGCGAACUUCCGCGAAAGACUAUCGUCAGAGAGAUACCCAAAUACGAACAUCUUGAUUUCCUAUGGGCUUCCGAUGUUGACGAGCAAGUGUUUCAUCAUGUCUAUGAAGCGCUUGAUCAACAUGCCAGGGGGCAGUCAACUGCGAGUUUUCCGUCGCGUUUAUUGCUGGAAAACAAGACAAACGGAUACAGCGAGGGUGACUCUAUUGCCUCUGGAGUGGUCAACAACGAGCAACAUUGA